AUGUCAAUCACCGCUUUUCCUUCUUCUAAUUCGUCUACACCAAAUAAUUCUAUUGCACCCUGGCAAUCAGCUAUUAUCACUGAAUGGAAUGCUCGCCGUGCUGCAGAAGAAGAAAACAACCAACGUCCUUUAUUUCCACUCGCUAUGAAUCCUUUUGGAGAAGAUGAAAUUCUUGCAAUGACUGAAGUAUUACUUACCGGUCGUUUAACACUAGGUUCACAAGUAGAAAAAGCUGAGAAAAAAUUUGCUGAGACUGUUGGUAUUCCAUAUGCCGUAAUGGUUAAUUCCGGUAGUUCUGCAAAUUUACUUGCUGUUUCGGCUAUAACAAAUAAAUUACGUCCAAUUCAUUGUAAUCCUGGUGAUCAGGUACUUGUUCCAGCAGUUUGUUGGUCUACAAGUGUUUUCCCAUUGCUUCAAAAUGGUCUUUGUCCAGUUUUUGUUGAUGUUGAUCCGCGUACUUUAAAUGUUACUCUUGCCCAGCUUGAACGUAAACUAACGCCACUUGUUAAAGCAGUCAUGGCAGUGCACGUACUUGGCAAUUCUAUCGAUAUGCGACAAAUGAUGAACUUUGUUACACGUCAUAAAUUAAUGCUAAUAGAAGAUACUUGUGAGUCAUUAGGAAGUUUCUGUCAAACAGGUACAGAAAAUGAAUGCAAGAUGUUAGGUACAUUUGGUGAUUUUGGCACUUUUUCAUUUUAUUUUUCACAUCAUAUAACAAGUGGUGAAGGAGGAAUGAUAACAUGUAAAACAGAAGAAGAUUACAAUCUUUUGCGUUGUUUACGUGCUCAUGGUUGGACACGGCAUUUUACAAAUCGUGAAAUAGUUGAAAAAUCGUAUCCUGAUGUUGAUUCUCGGUUUUUAUUUGUGAAUAUUGGUUAUAAUCUUCGACCAUUGGAAGUGCAAGGCGCAAUGUUAAGUGUUCAAAUAGAUAAACUCUCUCAAUUUAAUACAUGCCGACGAAAUAAUCUAAUACAUAUUCGCGAAAUUAUAUCACGUAAUGAACAAUUUCUUCGUUUAAUGUCCUUAGUAGAAGCUUCAUCAGGCGUUGAUCCAGCAUGGUUUGGUAUCGGAGCACUACUUCAUCGACCAUAUUCAUAUCAACGUCUCGAAUUCUUAAAGUAUUUGGAAGAAAAUGGGAUUGAAAAUCGUCCUAUCAUAAGUGGUAAUUUUAUUCGUCAACCGUGCAUUGCAACAUUUUGUGAACACGAACAUCCAGAAGAUUAUCCUGGUGCUGAAGUGAUUCAUCACUGUGGCUUCUUUAUUGGUAUUCAUCAAACAACACUUGAUGAAACUAUAAUAAUAAAACUUGUUGAGAUUAUUUUAGCAUUUCCAUUCCAACCUCAGCAUGUCUAG
This is a messenger RNA of Adineta steineri, 1353 nucleotides long. NCBI's taxonomy places the organism in Eukaryota, Metazoa, Rotifera, Eurotatoria, Adinetida, Adinetidae. The record is from the annotation of a GenBank genome assembly.